AUGAGCUGUUAGUAUAGCUGAAAUUGACAUAUUUUUGUAAUUUAGUGCCAAGAUGGCUGCGAGGUGGCUUCAAUACAGCACCCCCUGUCUGUCUUCCAGGGUUAUACACAAUAUUGGAAGAUCAUGUAUCAUUAUGCUUGUUUACAAUAAGCUGCACUGAGGUCACAAGGCAAUCACGUUUACAUGAAGACACCAUGGAACUGGCACGAGAUAUGGGUGGGGAAACGUAUCUCAAUGCAGAGAUGGAAUAGGCCAUUGUACCUUUAUCCACACUAUGAUCAAGAAGAUCGAAAUACUGCCAGUUUCCCAGAAACAACCCUUUUUGCCCUCAUGCUAGUUAGCAGUAGCCACCGGGGCAUUUUGGAAUGGCCGUGUCAGCCAACCAACCCAUUUGUUCAAUGCAACGUGCCAUUCCAUAAUGGCUGCUGCUAACUAGCAUGAGGAUGAAAAGGGCAGUUGUCCAGGAAAACUAGCAGUACUUCAAUCUUCUUGAUGGAGCAGUGUGGAUAAAGAUACAAUUUGGAGUUCAGUGGCAUAUCCCAUGCCUGCAUUGAGGUGAACUUCUAAAAAUACUGAAUAAGUUCUACAAGCGGAAUGAGAUGCAAAAAAUUGCUGCGGAUCAAGGUCUCGAUGCUCGUCUCUUUCACCAAGCCUUCAUCAGCUUUCGGAAGUAUGUGCUGGAAAUCUCUACACUCAGUGCAGACCUUCAUAUCAUCCUCAAUGAUAUAUGCUGUGGAGCAGGCCACAUAGAUGACCUCUAUCCUUACUUCAUGAGACAUGCAAAGCAGAUUUUCCCCAUGCUGGACUGCAUGGAGGAUCUACGAAAAAUCAGUGAUCUGCGUGUACCAGCUAAUUGGUACCCAGAGGCUAGAGCCAUCCAGAGGAAGGUGAUAUUCCAUGCUGGUCCGACCAACAGUGGAAAGACCCAUCAUGCAAUUCAGAGAUACCUGGCUGCCAAGUCUGGUGUCUACUGUGGACCGCUAAAGCUGUUGGCCCACGAGAUCUUUGAAAAGAGCAACACUGCUGGCGUGCCAUGUGAUUUGGUGACAGGAGAAGAGAGAACAUUUGUGGAUGCGGAGGGGGGACAAGCUGAGCAUGUGGCCUGUACUAUCGAGAUGUGCAGUGUCACAACUCCAUAUGAAGUAGCGGUUAUUGAUGAGAUCCAGAUGAUUAGGGACAUAUCGAGGGGAUGGGCUUGGACCAGGGCUCUUCUCGGUUUGUGUGCUGAGGAGAUCCAUGUGUGCGGAGAGCCUGCUGUGAUUAACUUUGUCACAGAGCUCAUGUACACAACUGGUGAAGAGGUGGAGGUUCGUAACUACAAGAGGCUCAGUCCGUGCUCAAUUCUGGACCGUGCUGUGGAGUCUCUGGAUAACCUGAGACCAGGCGACUGUGUUGUCUGCUUCAGCAAAAACGAUAUUUACUCCAUCAGUAGGCAGAUCGAGAGCCGAGGCCUGGAGUGUGCCGUCAUCUACGGAAGCCUUCCACCCGGGACCAAGCUAUCUCAAGCAAAGAAGUUCAAUGACCCAGAGGACCCAUGUAAGAUCCUGGUUGCAACAGAUGCCAUCGGGAUGGGACUUAACCUGAGUAUCAAGAGAAUCAUCUUCAACUCCUUGGUGAAACCCAACAUCAAUGAGAAGGGUGAGAAGGAGCUAAACACCAUCUCCACGUCUCAGGCUCUCCAGAUCGCUGGGCGGGCCGGACGCUUCAGCUCCAUCUUUAAAGAGGGCGAGGUCACCACCAUGCACCGCGAUGACCUGCCUAUCCUCAAGGAGAUACUCAGCAGGACCGUCCACGCCAUCGAGAUAGCUGGGCUGCACCCUACAGCAGAGCAGAUUGAAAUGUUUGCCUACCACUUACCUGAUGCCACCUUGUCCAAUCUGAUAGAUAUAUUUGUGAGCCUCUCGCAAGUUGAUGGUAUGUACUUUGUGUGCAACAUUGAUGACUUCAAGUUCCUGGCUGACAUGAUCCAGCACAUUCCCCUCAACCUGCGCUCUCGAUAUGUGUUCUGCACUGCGCCCAUCAACAAGAAGCAGCCCUUUGUGUGCACCUCCUUCCUGAAGUUUGCCAGACAGUUCAGCAGAGAUGAGCCUCUGACCUUUGACUGGGUGUGUCGGCUCGUCAGCUGGCCCUUGGUCCCACCCAAGAACAUCAAGGACCUGGUGCACCUGGAGGCUGUCCAUGAUGUGCUAGACCUCUACCUCUGGCUCAGCUACCGCUUCAUGGACAUGUUCCCGGAUGCCAAUCAUGUCCGGGAGAUCCAGCAGGAGCUGGACAGCAUCAUUCAGUUGGGCGUGCGCAACAUCACACGACUUAUCCGAGCAACGGAGACCAGCGCCACCCCUGGGAUAGACCCCCUCUCCAGCCAGAGGAGGUCGGGGCCCAGCCCAGUAUCCCCAAGGAGGGUUCGAGGAGCUCCCAAGGCCCAGGACAGUGGAGUAGAGGCUGGGCAGCUGGACAAGUCCCUAGGCUCCCGCCUAGUGCAGGAGGGCUUACUGACUCCCGACCUCCUAAAGCAAUUGCAGAAGGAGUGGUCCAAGGAGCACCGUCAAGAGGAAGUAGGAGUCAAACUGGUUGCGGAAACUUUGAAUAAUAAAAUUAAAGGGAGGAAGAAAAAGUGACCUGUUUCCUGUUAUUUUGACCGGACUUCAUUCCAGGCGGUAUUAUGCAGCUGUUGACCAAUUGGACUGUGUGUGUCCCAGCUCCUGUCUAUCACUGUUCAAAAACAGUCAUCUUGUGAGCCAAAGGGUAAAUAAAUAUGUUAUUACAAAGUAAUUUUGUAGUCUUAUUUUAUUUUUAUCACUUGAAAAGUAAAAUCGUUGACUGCAUCACGUAGAUAGUCCGUCUCAUGCAGCAAGCAAUGACUAAUUUUUACACUGAGGCAUCAUUCCUUGAGCAAUUUGUGCCCAUCCUAUGCUUGGGCUAGACUACGGUAACAAACUUAAAUGUUAUAUGAGACAUCGUCUCUUGCACUUUACACCACUAAUUAUAUGCUCCUAUCUAUGUAUGAUUCGAAACUGACAGUAUAAGUGAUGUGAUUGAUAAAAUAAAAGUACAAUUUCUUUUGA
This is a messenger RNA of Oncorhynchus mykiss (rainbow trout), 3065 nucleotides long. Lineage: Eukaryota; Metazoa; Chordata; Actinopteri; Salmoniformes; Salmonidae. The record is from RefSeq and is a predicted model, not a curated record.